GCACAACCUUGCGCGUGUGCAUUGUCCAACUCCGUGACAGGAUGCAGCUAAGAAAACAUCAGGUGUGAACAAUAUAUAAAUAGUUUAACUGCAGUUAUUAUACCAUUCUCCGUUUAGCUACUGAACGAGGACGAGGAUUUUCUCAGCAAAAUGUCCUGCAGCAGUAGGCGGCGAGUUGUGUCGGGUACCUCGACAGCCUUGUUGUGCUUCAUUCUGAUGAUGCUCGGUGGUGGUGGCGGCAUUGUUGAUGGACUGCAACAGCCAGCAGUCGAGGAAAUCUCCCUGGAUCAACAAGCAGUGGGCAUCGGUGGGCUGCAGACACAGGUCAUCGCGCUGCAACGUGAGGUCAACAAACUGAAGGCACGAGCUGCCAAGGCCGUGUCUUUUACUGUGUACUCCUCCAAGCCCACGAUGACAGCAAUAAACCAGGGAAUCUUCGUGUUUGACAUGGUUGUAUCUAACAUUGCUAAUGGCUACGACGCUCUCACUGGAGUCUUCACCGCCCCAUACUCAGGGACCUACCUAUUUGUCCUCAACAUUAUGGUAGACAACAACAACAAAUAUAUCCAGGUCGCCAUUGACAAAUCCGGAACACUGCUGGCCCUGACACAUGCCGACAGCAUCAAUGACCCCUGGGACAAGGGUAUGUGUCACGUGACUGCUCACCUGAACUCUGGCGACAGGGUGUAUGUGCGCCACAACGCCGGGCUGCCAGAGCUCUUUGGCGAGAGAUGGUCAUCUUUCUCUGGCAUCCUGGUCCACGCUGACUAAACAUUAAAUCAGAACACGGCUUUGAAACUGUCACUUUGAUAGUUUUUGUUCCAACGACCUCUAGUGUAAGAAAUCUCGCCUCCGUCUUUCGUUUCUCUACCAUUUGUUUGCUCACAUAUUUUUGUCGACCAGAUGCCUUGCAGCCUCUCUAGCUCACUCCCCUUUGAAAAUAACGGAAUUAUCGGACAAAAAUUUCGCUAUCUCCAGAGUGAGGAAUAUCAUUAACAAGAAUAACUAUUAGCCCAUUGUACUGCCUGACGAAAUUUGAACCGAUUAUGAGGCCACCAGGUACUAUAAAUGCCCGCAAUGUGAAACUGAAAUAUCCUAUAAUAGAUAAACGCAUUCAUAUAUAUCUGCAGAUUAAAAAGUUAUAUAUAUA
Messenger RNA from Pomacea canaliculata, 1150 nucleotides. RefSeq names its product C1q-related factor-like. Gene Ontology annotation, molecular function: protein binding. The record is from RefSeq and is a predicted model, not a curated record. Lineage: Eukaryota; Metazoa; Mollusca; Gastropoda; Architaenioglossa; Ampullariidae. Bases 151 to 771 code for a protein of 206 amino acids. The transcript has 4 exons.